This is a messenger RNA of Coregonus clupeaformis (lake whitefish), 1939 nucleotides long. RefSeq names its product leukocyte cell-derived chemotaxin 1-like. The transcript is spliced from 7 exons. Bases 113 to 1060 code for a protein of 315 amino acids. NCBI's taxonomy places the organism in Eukaryota, Metazoa, Chordata, Actinopteri, Salmoniformes, Salmonidae. The record is from RefSeq and is a predicted model, not a curated record. Gene Ontology annotation, biological process: negative regulation of endothelial cell proliferation; negative regulation of angiogenesis.
GAGAGAGAGAGAGAGAGAGAGAGAGAGAGAGAAGAUUUAGAGGGAGAGAAGAUUUAGAGAGAGAGAAGAUUAGUGGACACCUUUGCUCAGGCUCUCAGACCCAUUCGCAGCCAUGGCCGGGAGUUCAGAAAAAGUUCCCAUCGCCUUAGCGGGACCCGAGGACCUGCAACAGUUUAUGCCACCGGCAUACACUGCCGUGGCGGUUAAACCGGCGGCCACCGGCCGCCUGCUGAAGACCGGGAUUGUGGUCUUGAUCGCCGGGGCAAUUCUGCUGCUGUUCGGGGCAAUCGGAGCUUUUUACUUCUGGAAUAAUAACGACAAACAUGUCUACAACGUCCACUACAGCAUGAGUAUUAACGGUAAGGUGGAGGAGGGCUCUAUGGAGAUUGAUGCUACAAACAACAUGGAGAGGUUCCGCACCGGGAGCGGAAAUGACGAGGCAGUAGAGGUCCACGACUUCCAGAUUGGUAUAACUGGUAUCCGUUUUGCUGGAGGAGAGAAGUGUUAUAUUAAGACUCAGGUCAAAGCUCUUCUGCCUGACGUGGAAACACUCAACAAAGACUCACUUCUGUUCGACCUGGAGGAUGAGGUGAUGCCUGCUAAAUUUGAGGAGGACUCUCUGAUCUGGGUGGCGGCUGACAUGCCCCUCUCUGACCCCACCUUCCUCAGCUCCAAGAUCCGCGAUUUGUGUGGAGACCUGCCAAUCUUCUGGCUCCGCCCUACCUACCCCAACGGCGGGCAGAGGAAGGCGGCCCCUCGGCAGCGCCGCCAGGCACCCGGGACAGAGGAGGAAGUAGACCCGGAAGCAGAAUUUAACCCUGAGAACCCCUAUCAUCGUGGUCUGGAGGGCGAUGAGGGCACCAUGACCUUUGACCCCAUGCUGGACCACCAGGGCGUGUGCUGUACGGAGUGCCGGAGGAGCCACACCCAGUGCCAGAGGAUCUGUGAGCCCUUGGGCGGGUUCCACCCCUGGCCCUACCACUACCGCGGGUGCAGGGUGGCCUGCAGAGUCAUCAUGCCCUGCCGCUGGUGGGUGGGACGCAUCCUGGGCAUCCUCUAAACACACCCUGUCCAGACCUGGAGUGGUAGUCCAGAGAAAAACAGGGGGUGGAGAGAGAGAGAGGGAAGAAAAAGAGAGAAGGGGAGAGGGGGUGAGAAGGGGGUAGGGAGGGGAGGGGAGGGGGGAAGAAAAAGGGGGAGAAGGAGAGAUACGUCAACACCAAAUUGAGUAAGUAGCUUGGCUAGGUAUAGUGCAGUUCAUUUUGGAUUUGGGCAAGGGAGAAAGAGAGACAAAGAUAAGGGGGAGAGAGUGUUAACAAUCAAACCAUCAAUCAAGGAUAUUCAGUUUUCAACCAUAACAGAGAUAUAUAUAUGCUGUAACACAUAUGUAAGCUACAAUACCAUAUGACACAAGUUGUAUAUCAUUAUUCAUACCAUACUCUUAAGAGUACUCUUGCAUACUACAUACCCUGUAAUGACAUCAACUUGUCUGAUCUUGUCACCUGCAACCAAACAUACCAAAGUAACAUUAAAGAUUAUAUAUCAAUAGUUAUGAUCUUUUUAGUGACAGUGACUGAUAUGGCAGAUAGUGAUUUGUGUAAACUUAUUUCAGUUUUUCUUUUGCCUUUUGAUGUAAAUAAAUGUAAGAAAUAACAAGUAUUCUGUAGGCAGAAGCUAAAGAAGUAUAUGAGUUAGACUAGACUGUCAGCUGUGUGUGUCUGUAGGUAUUCAUCAUGCUAGUGAGAAAUGUUUCUGUCCUCCAGACCGUUGUUAGUCUUUCCCAACUGUUUCUCCAGAAGUAGGACCUGCUAACAACAUCUACUGUACGCUUUGUCUGGUAUUCUCCUUAAAACACAGUUAUUUAAUGCUAAUAGGAAAUACACUAUUUCAAAGUGCAAUUUCAAUGAAUAAACAUUUUAAGUAAACAUAUAAUACAUCA